Molecule: messenger RNA, 2668 nt
Organism: Gryllus bimaculatus (two-spotted cricket)
Lineage: Eukaryota; Metazoa; Arthropoda; Insecta; Orthoptera; Gryllidae
Source: the annotation of a GenBank genome assembly
UUGUGUAAUUUGAUUGCUGAAAUAACAGCAACAAGUUAUUGCCAGAAAACAUUUUAAGAAUUUUUAAAAUAAAUCAUUUUCUUUUUGUCUUUUUAUGUGCAUCACCGCACCAUCAUAGGCUGUCACACAAAUCUCGGCAUUGUAAUAAAAUUGCAAUGAAUGAAUUUAUUUUUUAAAUUCUACGGGAAAUGUUCGAUUUCAAUUGAUCGUUCGAUUAACCGAACAAAAUGGUAUGGUAAUAUCAUAUUCCGUGUAGAAUCGUGUUGAAAAGUUUUCUUUAAUGAUCAUUAAGAUUAUAUUAUUAUUAUUAUCAUAAUCGAGUAUUAUUUCUUAUCUUAAAAGGCUUAUUUUCUCACCCGAAAAUGUCAAAUAUGUAGUAAUAUCCGAUAGGUUGUUCGAUCAAUCGAGCUGUUGGAGCGUGUGAGCAUGCUGGGCACCACUGCUAUUGAAAUACAUGCAAUUGUGGAGGUUAUAUGUAUUUUUAAUGGAAGUUUAGAUUAAUUAAAUAGUUUACGCAGGAAUUGUUAUAGUCUGUGUGUGGUUUUCGACACCCGAUUCGGGACCGAUCUGCGGCAGUCUCUACGUAAAAAUGAGGACGAAUUAUUGCUAUUUUCGCAGUUUCUGUAAGACUCUUGCUCGAAGCGGGUAUUUUUUAUAUGAAUCAGUAGCUGAUAGUGUGGAUUAUGCUUUAUUUUUUAAAGUAUUUGAUUUGGAAGAUUCCUUUUUCUCGUGGUUCCUUAUAACAGAACUUCAUGUAUGGAUGUUAUUAGUUCGGGCUAUGGCUGAAGGCAAGGAAGGCAGAUUUCUGAGAAAUCGUAUUAUUGAAGCAAUGUGGGAAGACGUCUCCACUCGUGCCAAAAAGUUGGAUGUGCAUAGUUUAGCAAAUUUCAGGGAACAAAUGAAUAUACUCUCUGAGCAAUUUCAAGCUGCCAUCAUAGGGUAUGAUGAAGGCCUUCUAUCAGAAGAUCGUGAAUUAGCUGGAGCAAUUUGGAGGAGGUUUUUCCGUCAAGAAUGCUCAGAUCCUGAACAAAUUGAAUGUCUUGUUAAAUAUGUUCGCAAGCAGGUGAAGAAGUUGGACGAGUUGCCUCAAGAAAAAGUGUUGCUUUCACCUUCUAUUACUUGGAUUCCUUUAGAACCAAUUAAUAAUGUAGGCUUGCGGUGAUAAUUAAAAGUACAUUGUUUUUAGUAUGUAUUAAUGUGUUCUGAUAGAAAGAAAGUGUAGAAAAUCAAUGUAUUAUACCUGCUUUGUAUUUAUUAAAUGUUUGUUUUGAAAACAUCAAGUGAAAUUAUAUUAUUUUUGUGUUUUGAUUUGGUAAUCAAAUUUUUUCAGACACUCGGGGUUAACAGUAAGUCAACUCGCGAUAAAACCAGUUUCAAAAACAUUAAUUUCAAUUUUUCUCAAAUGAUGUUUGCACGCAUUACACUAAUGGGUUGAAAGAGUUGAAAGAGAAAAUGUGUUCAAAUACUUAAUAUUUUAUGCAUUUAAAUUGGUAGUUGCAUAAACAACAUCGGUCCACUUUUUGCGAUUUUUGAGUUAUGGUCAGAAACAGAUUCCUAGUGGUAGGUACAUAUUUUGAAGUAUAAAGAACAUGAGUUCCUGUAUUAAAAUUGGGUGAAUAUGAAUGCUAGAUUAAGCAUCUUUGCAUAAACCUCAAGAGUCCAGGACUGAAGUGGUUUACAAUGUGGGGAAUGGAUUGAUGGCCGCAUGAAAAUCGUUUUUCACUUUGUAACAGUCAAAAUGUAGCUUCAAAAUUAUUAACAGAAAAAGCUUACAAUAAGAUGAUUCCAGUAAAUAUACUAAAAUUACAUGACAUAACAUAAUGAAACUGAUGCAGUAUAUUCCAGAAGAAGUUAAUAUGAGGAUAUCAAAAAUUGGCCAAGUACUGAGACAACAGAAGACAAACAUAGAAAUAAAGUUAAAUUUUAUUGUACUUCAUCAGAUUAUGAAAACAUUUACUCUAUUGAUAAUAAAUACACUGAAAAUUAAAGUUAUUGUUGACUUGAAAUUUUUAUUUUGAAAUAACAACACGAGUCCACAAAUUCAAAAUUCUGUAGUAAAGCACAGAUAAAAGAUAUUGUCAUGAUUUUUUAGGCAGAAGUAGUGCAAGUGCUUUGUAUUUAACUUAUUGGGGGCAUGUCAGUGUUAAUGUUUUCAAUAGUAAAUAGUUUUAACCUUCUCCUGUAAAAUUUACUUUUUAUCACUAAUUUUAUUAAUGCGACCACCGAUUCACUGGAAUUCAAGUACCACUAGAAUUUUUGUGUCUUAAAUUUUUUGUUUCAAUUUUAUUUUCAUUUCAUGGAAGUGCUGGGUGAAAGUGUCCACAACGUAUAUGGAAUUUGAUCUUGCCAUCUUUCAUUCUGUGCAGAUUAGUUGCUACUGCGACUGUCAGUGUUGAGGGUUGGUGUAAAAUACUUGGUGAAGAAAUAAUUUAUUGGAGGCUAUCUGUUUAAAAUUAUAAUUUAUUUUAAAAUUGUUUAACAACUUUAUUCAUUAAAUGAUUCCCAAAUAAAUUUUUUAAAUUUUUAAUCUGUGAUGUGGUGUGGCCUUUAGAUUUGCUGUUAAGAAAAGAAAUGAGUUUGGCAUACUCUUUUUAUUCUAAAUGUUAGAUGAAAGUAUCCAUCUGUUUUAUUUGCACGUAGUUUAAGUAUUAGUGUUUGUGCAUAUACU